Molecule: messenger RNA, 1478 nt
Organism: Oryza brachyantha (malo sina)
Lineage: Eukaryota; Viridiplantae; Streptophyta; Magnoliopsida; Poales; Poaceae
Product: cullin-like protein 3
Biological process (GO): ubiquitin-dependent protein catabolic process; protein ubiquitination
Cellular component (GO): cullin-RING ubiquitin ligase complex
Molecular function (GO): ubiquitin protein ligase binding
Source: RefSeq, a predicted model, not a curated record
GAGAAACCCCUCAAAACCCUCUCCUCUCCUCCCGCCGGCGAGCGACACGAGACCCCCUCGGCGGCGGCGGCGAUCAGGACCGGAUCCUCACCGGCGUCUCUCUCCUGUUCAUUUGCAGGAACAAAGCAGUGAAAAUGAACUACCACAUCAGGUUUGAGGAUGGCUGGAAGAUCCUGGAACAGGGGAUUGUGAAAUGCUCAAAGAUUUUGGAGGAUUGCCCUUGUGCAAGGCCCACUGUGGCCGAGUACAUGAGUUACUAUGAGUAUGCUUCUAUCGUUGCACUAUGCAUUAUGCAGCUCUCAAUUAUCCAUGAGGUAUUCAAAACUUGCCUCUCAUCAUACAUUUGUCUACCUUUUUCUAGCUGUUCUUACCGAAUGGCUGUGCAGAAAGACCAGUAUUGUCAAGAGAUGUACAAUGGUUACAAAAUAACACUUGAAGAUUGUGUCCGUGCAAUGGUUUUACCCCGUCUGAUGCACAAGCGAAAUGAAUGCUUUUUGAGAGAGCUUGUCAAAAUGUGGUCAAACUAUUGUGUCAUGGUUAAAUAUACAACUGGUUUCUUUGCCUAUUUGGACCGCUGCUUUGUUGUCCAGAGGAGACUACCUUCGCUUGAAGACACUGCUGCUACUUCUUUCUUUUCUCCAGUCUUUUCCUACUUCAAUAAUGAAAUAUCAGAUGUUCUACUGACCCUGAUUCGCCAAGAGCGUGAUGGAUGCAAUGUUGAUAUGGACCUUUUGAUGGGUAUUAUGCGUGGCAUUUGUCGUUCUGAAGUCAAAACCAUACUGAAAAGUGCUGUUGUUCAAGAUACGUACUUUUACUAUUCCAGGAAAAGUAUGGAAUGGAUUGUGCAAUACCCUUUACAAGAUUACCUUGCUAAGGUCCAGGAAACUAUGGAGAAGGAAACCAAGAGACUGAUUCAUUAUCUGUGUAUUUCUGAGGAAGAGAGUUCAGACCUAUGUUUGAAGGCUGUUAGUGCUUCAUUGAUGCAAACUUAUGAAAGCUAUACGAAAGAGAAACGUAUCUGUGGUCAAGAUUUGCUUCAAACAUACAAGACUGUAGAGGAGGAGCUUCUGGCCAGAUGCAGUCGCUUGACAAUCGACAAUAGCCGCGGCAACAAUUCUUUGCGUCACAUGAAGUAGUAACAUAGCAUUAGCUAACAUCCUACCUACAAACCGUUAUUACAUAUAGGAGAGUUUUAGAACAUGUUCUACAUGAACUAGAACUUUUGGUACAGAUAGUUUUGGCGAUGUAUAGAGCUUGUUGACCUAUGAUGGAUCUCAUUGGCAAGAUUCUGGCACGCUAUACUAAAUCCACAAGGUUUUUUUUUUCUUCGGGGACACAAGAUGUACAUCUUAGAGGCGCUCGUAAUGUACAGAAUGUUAGAUCCAUUUAUAUCUGCAGCAUUACGUAUCCAGUUUACUGCCAUCUACUCGCAUAUAUUAGCUUGAGUCCAUUCGCCUGUCCACAUGAAAAGUUUGUGG